This is a messenger RNA of Micromonas commoda, 2343 nucleotides long. RefSeq lists its product with no specific name. The transcript has 2 exons. Lineage: Eukaryota; Viridiplantae; Chlorophyta; Mamiellophyceae; Mamiellales; Mamiellaceae. The record is from RefSeq and is a predicted model, not a curated record. The coding region runs from base 1 to 2343 and encodes 780 amino acids.
AUGGACGGACAACCCGUGAGCCCCACCGGGCUCGGAGGGUCUAAGCUCCGGGACGUCGGCCGCGCGGUGACCGCGGAGGCGGCGACCCACCUCGAUCGGCUCAAGAAGUCUGAGCGCACCAAGGAGGCUGUUGACAAGUCCGUCGCCUUCGCCGCGGAGGCACUGGAGGACCCAGACAAGAUCAAGGAGGCGGCGCGUAAGGUGUGGGACGAAGAUCAGAAGGUCCAGGCCAUCAAGGACAGGACAAAGAUGUUCCUGGAGAACACGAUGGAGUCCGAGGAGCGCAUGGAGAAGGCUCGCAACGUGUCCAGCCGGGUGUUCGGCGUGGUGGAGAGGCUCGCGAGCAAGGGCACCGGGAAGGUGGCGGGAACCUUCCGCGGAGCCGCAACCAGGCUCCAGGGCCUGCUCAGCACCGAGCGGGACAACCGCACGCUCGUGGAGAACGGUAAGGAGGUCGCCAAGGAGGUGUGGACGCAGCUGCGGUCCCAGGCUGGCGAGAGCGGCGCGCUGGAGGGUAUCCAGGGCACGGUGCAGCGGGUAACCCAACGGCUCAAGGAGGUGCUCAAGACGCUCCAGCAGCAGCAGGCGGAGCAGAAGAGGAAGGAGGCCGACGCCGACGCCAUCGAGGCGGAUGCGUACAAGCGCGCCACGGCCGCGGGCGUGGACCACGACUCGGCGACCGCGGCAGCCGCAGCCGCGCGAGAGAUGUCGGGGCACGUCACGUUCACCGCCGGCGCCGACGGCAAGCUGGUGAUGACCGCCGCCGACGGCCAAUCCGUGGACGUCAACGACAACGACGCGAUGACCAAGUUGGCGAGGGAGGGACGAAGCGUGUGGCAGGAAGUUCGCACGGACGAGCAGGUCCAGCGUCUGCUCAAGGAGGAGAUCGCGCCGGGAUUUGAGUCGCUCAUCCGCGCAUCCGUCGAGGUCAUCUGCGACCUCAUCUCCACCCUCGAGCUCCCGAGGGUCGACGGCGUUUACGACUCGCCGCUCGGGAGCGUGUGCUACCACGUCGAUAACCUGGCGUUCUCCGAGUUCUCCGUGGGCAAGGACGGUCUGAGGGUGGAGAACCAGACGGGGGAGAACUCGGAUCACGCCGGGUUUGGCUCCACCGUGAGCAUCGAGGGGAUCCGCACCGUGAUGAACGACAUCAGGUUCGCGUACUGCGAGUACCCGAAGUCUUGGGGGAUGGUGGACAGCGACGGGACGUGCUCGGUGAAAGUCGAGGGCGCCAGAGUCGGCAUCUCGUACGACAUCAUCGUCAACACCGCGCAGCUCAUGCGCAUCGUCAACCACGGCGUCGAGCUGAGCAAGGACGAGAGCAAGGUCAACGAGCUAAAGGAGAAGGUGCAGAAACGGUGGCAGGAGCGGGGUCAGCAGAACGGGCAGGAGAUUGAGCCGAAGGGCGAGAUCGCUAACGGUUCCGCGCACCGCGACGAUGAGCACGACGAGUUCAAGUCUCCGGAGCCGUCGCCCAAGGGUGAGGCGCCCAAGGUUGACCACUCCGCUGCGGACGCCGCGGUGGACAAGGCGUUUGGCGGCGGACUAUUCGGAGCGUGGGGCGGAGACGAGGCUGAGUCCGAAAGCGACGACGAGGACUACGACGACGCGCGCGAGAACCAGCAGCACAAGCGCACGUCGUCCAUCUCCGAGUCCCUCCUCGGCGGCAUCGCGUCGCUCAACCCCUUCGGCGGGGGCGACUCAGACUCGGACUACUCAGAGGAGGAGUCGGCUCCGUCGCAGCCGACCAGCCCCGGCGCUCGACAGCGACACCUGGAGGCGCCGCUCAACGAUGUCCAGCGCGAGAAGCUCGAGCGCCACCGCGCGCUGCUCCGCGAUCUCCUCGGGGACGAUUUCGUGGUGACCGAUCCGGUGAUGGAGCUCAGGGUGCACGCCACCAGCAUCCACGUCGGCGCGCUCGACGUCGAGAUCGGCGGCACCUCGGCGGCUUGGCUCUACAACAUGAUCGCGCUGGUGCUGACGCAGCAGCUCAGGGGCACGAUCGAGGACAGGAUCAACAACCUGACCGUGCGCCAGCUGGCGAGGCUGAGCGGGACCGUGGAGGCGUACAGCGCCGGUCUGAUCAAAGUUUCCGUGGUGAAGGACGAGGAGGAGGACGAAGACGAGGAGCAGAGCAUGCUCGGGAGCUGGGUGAGCAACGGCGGGCUCGGGAAGCUUCGACGCGAUUGCGGCGAGUGGGGUAAGGAAUGGCAGUGCUCGCACUGGGUGGAGGGCGCGAGGAUCAAGCGCACGCCGAGCUCGAGGGAAGAGAUAGUUCAGGCCGACGGGACAAAAAAACUGGCGCCGCUGUCAGAUCUCGCCCCGGAGGCCGACGGCGGCUAA